AGGAGUUAGAAGCAGCUCUUCACAGAGAUGAUGUGGAGUUUAUCAGUGACCUGAUCGCCUGCCUGCUUCAGGGCUGCUAUCAGCGAAGAGACAUUACUUUCCAUGGGAGUGAACUCAAGUCCACAGCGCACACCACCUGUGUGAGAAGGGGACACGUGAACUUGAGCCCCCACAUGGGAGCUUCCUGAGGCUGGUGUGUCAUGAAGCCCUGGAGUGAGUGAGCAAAGGAAGGAUGGAGCGCCCAGGAGCCUCCCACCCAUGGGAAAGGCCUCAGACAUUCCACAGCUACCUGGAGGACAUCAUCAACUACCGCUGGGAGCUGGAGGAAGGGAAGCCCAACCCGCUGAGAGAAGCCCGUUUCCAAGACCUGCCUCUGCGCACCCGCGUGGAGAUCCUUCACCGCCUCUGUGAUUACCGGUUGGAUGCUGACGAUGUCUUCGAUCUUCUCAAGGGUCUGGAUGCAGACAGUCUCCGUGUGGAACCACUGGGCGAGGACAAUUCUGGGGCCCUCUACUGGUAUUUCUAUGGAACACGAAUGUACAAGGAGGACCCGGUGCAAGGAAAAUCCAAUGGCGAGCUCUCUUUGAGCAGGGAAAGCGAAGGACAAAAAAAUGUGUCAGGUGUUCCUGGGAAAACAGGAAAAAGAAGAGGAAGACCCCCAAAACGGAAAAAACUGCAGGAGGAAAUGAUAGUGAGUGAAAAGCAGGAAGAAAACUACUUGGCAUCGGAGCCACAGACAAGAAAUGGGUCACAGGGGCCAGGCCAAGGCUCAUGGUGGCUUCUGUGCCAGACAGAGCAAGAGUGGAGGCAGGUCACCGAGAGCUUUCGGGAGAGGACCUCAAUGCGGGAGCGGCAGCUGUACAAGCUCCUCAGCGAGGACUUCCUGCCCGAGAUCUGCAACAUGAUCGCCCAGAAGGAGACUCCUGUGCUCAACAAGAUGGAGAAGCAGAAGCGCAGGGAGGAGGAGGAAGAACGGCAGAUCCUGCUGGCUGUGCAGAAGAAGGAGCAGGAGCAGUUGCUGAAGGAGGAGCGGAAGCGGGAGCUGGCAGAGAGGGUCAAGGCAGUGGAAGAUCGAGCCAAGAGGAGGAAACUCCGGGAAGAGCGGGCCUGGCUGCUGGCUCAGGGGAAGACACUGCCGCCUGAGCUCUCCCACCUGGACCCUCCGUCGCCGCUUCGGGAAGAGAAGAGGACCAAGGACCCCUUUGAGCUGGACGACGACUUCACUGCCAUGUACAAAGUUCUGGAUGUGGUUAAGGCUCACAAGGAUUCCUGGCCCUUUUUGGAACCUGUGGAUGAAUCGUAUGCCCCUAACUAUUACCAGAUUAUUAAGGUCCCCAUGGACAUUUCAAGCAUGGAAAAGAAACUGAACGGAGGUUUAUACUGCACCAAGGAGGAGUUUGUCAGUGACAUGAAGACCAUGUUCAGGAAUUGUCGCAAAUACAACGGGGAAAGCAGUGGAAGAGGCUGCGGGGUCUGGCGAGCUCUUUCUCCUGCAGAAUACACCAAGAUGUCCGAGAACCUGGAGAGGUGCUUCCACCGGGCCAUGCUCAAGCAUUUUCCUGGUGAAGAUGGGGACACAGACGAAGAGUUCUGGGUCAGAGAGGACGAGAAGCGGGAGAAGAGGCGCAGUCGGGCAGCACGUGGAGGCGGGAGCCACGUGUGCACACGCUCCAGGGACACUGAGGGGCCCAGCCGGAGACAGCAGCCCGCAGAGAACGGAGGGAAGUCACUGCCACCUGGGCGCCGAGCUUCCUCCUCUGGGGAUGGUCGAGGUGGUGGCCCCUCGCAGCCCCCUCGUGAGGCGGGUACCUCCAAUGGCCGUGGCUUGCCGGGAGCCCUGCGUUACAGUGGCGCGCCUAGCCAGACGCCCCUUUCAAACCAGAUGAGGCCCUCGGUGCAGGGACCGUUCUGUCCCCCCCGAGGGUCAGAUCCUGCGGCUGUGCAUCUCCAUGCUGGACCCCCUGAGCCGCGCCCCGGAGGACCUGGACAGCAGCGGCCUUUAGCAAUGCAGCCUCCAGCUGGAAUGAACCACCACCACGGGCCCGGCCGAGGCGCCCCUGCUGAGGAGCCAGUGGGCGGGGGCCUGGCUCACCUUGCUGAUGUGGGUUCAUGUCCUGGAUCCUUGCAGCUCGGGCAGAUGAGCAGCCCCAGUCCGGAUGGACACGUGUUCCCCCCUACCCACUUCCAGCCAGCGUUUAUUCCUCCCAGGCUCAGUGGGGCUCCGGCCCGACCUCCAGACUUUCCUGAGAGCUCAGAAAUCUCUCCCAGCCAUGUGUACCGGCCCUACAAGUACCUGAACCGAGUACACCCUGCGGUCUGGAAUGGGAACCACGGUGCUGCCAACUCAGGACCCUUGGGGCCAGACGAGAAGACCCCCAUGGGGCCAGGACCCUCACACCAGCCUCGCACGUUGGGUCCCGUGAUGGAUUCCCGGGUGCUGAGGCCACCCCUCCCCCCACACCCAUGGACUGAACAAUCAGGCUUUCUACCUCACGGAGUUCCUUCUCCCGGAUACAUGCGACCACCCUGUAAAUCUGGUGGACAUCGAUUACAGCCACCUCCAGGCCCAGCGGCAGGGUCUCUGUUCGGAGCGCCGGCCCAGGCCCUGCGGGGGGUGCCGAGUGGAGACUCCAUGAUGGACAGCCCGGAGAUGAUCGCCAUGCAGCAGCUCUCCUCCCGCGUGGGCCCACCAGCAGAUCCCGUGCCCGGGCUCGAGGAGAAAGCAGCAGGCGUUGGUGCUUCAGAGGGGAUGUUCCUCAAGCAGCUACCUCACCCCACACCCACCCUGCAGACUGACUGUGCCAGGCGGAGCUCACCGCAGGGCCGGGACCUGGAGGCCCCAGAGCACAGGAGUGAGCCCUCAGAACCUGGAGACGGCUGUAAAGCCAGUGUGGGCAGAACCGCCUGGCCCUCAGGGGGCAGCUUCGCCAGCCCAGUCGCCCAGGGAUGCACCCUGGCAGACCGGGGGGUGCUGUCUGAAAAUGGAGUGAGGGUGGAAGCUGACGGCCAGAGCCGAGCGCUGCAGGAGGCUGUGCUGCCCACGGAGCCUGCCUGCACCCCCCUGUAUGUGCCCGGCCUGGAGUACCCCAGCUCGACUGCACGGUACCACCUGGGCCCAGGCCUGCCAGCAGUGGGCCCCGUGAUGGGCGGCAAGCCCCCGGCCCCGCACCCUCAGCCUUUCCCCCCACGGGCGUUCCAGGCUCCCGACCCUCAUUCUGGAGUCUUCCCCCGAUACCGCCCCCCCCAGGGCAUGCGGUAUCCCUACCAGCACCCCCCGCAGCCGUCCUACCCCCACUAUCAGCGGACUCCCUAUUACCCGUGUCCGCAAGGCUUCUCGGACUGGCCGAGACACGUCCCCCCGCCGGGAAGCCCGGGCGGGCCCCCGCCAGCCCAGCCUGCCCCCGCCAGGCCCCUCUUCGACAAGAGCGCCGUGGCCGGGCUGCGCGGCUGCGAGGCCCUGGGCGCCGCACUGACCUCCCCGACGCGGGCGGACACCGUGGCGGCCAAGAGCGCGGACGGCCAGAACCCCGGCACAGAGGAGAAGCAGGACGAGUCUGCCGAGAGGCCGGAGAGUCCCAAAGAGUUCCUAGACCUGGACAACCACACCGCGGCUACCAAGCGGCAGAGCUCCUUGUCAGCCGAGUACCUGUACAGGACGCCCCCGGCUCCCCUGAGCUCAGGGAUGGGCUUCGGUCCAGCUGCCUUCCCCCCGCACGGCGUUGUGCUGCCGCCCGGGCCGGCUUACCCACCUCAGCGGCCGGCCAGUCACUUCCAGCCCAGGGCCUUCUCCUCCCCCGCGGCGGCUCCCCCACCGCUCCGCCCAGGGGUGGCCCAGCCCAACGGCCUGUCCCCAGAGUGCCCCCUCUACCGCUGCCCGGAAGAAGGCCUGGGCCACUUUCAGGCUGUGAUGAUGGAACACGUGGGCACUGGGAGUGGAUCGAGGGCGCCUUUCCAGGAGGCGUACAGACCAGCAGGAGUGCAGACGCACCCGGUCCAGCCCCAGCCCUCGUUCCCAAAGACACCAGCAGCCGCGACAAUGCAGGAGGAGCUGCCACCGCAGAAGCCCCCAACGCUUCCUCUUGAUCAGAGCUAGUCCAUGGAGGAAACAACCCCAAGGAAACCGAAAGCUGUACAAGAUGAUCGUGGAGAACUAGGGUACCACCCCGCCUGCCUCCCCGUCACCGGCACCGGCACCGCCUCGCGGCCGGAGUCUGGAUGCCCCUCCUCCCUGAGGCGCCGCUCGCCAGGUCCUGGGCGAGAGUGGAGAGCAGAGGGGCUGGACUCUGGCUUUUCCAGACCCCGAGACUCUUGCUCAGGGGAGAUCGUCCUGAACUUGGGGGGGUGCUGGUGAGCUGUCACGGGCAGCUAUGCUCAGGUAUACGUUGGGGAAGGGACUACUCAUUGUCUUGAUGUGUUUGGAGCUGGGUCCAGUUUACAGAGUUUUUCCUGUUGCCUUUUAAGAUUUCGCUUUUUGGUGGUGAAUGUAUUGUACAUACAGGGGCAGGUGGGGGUGGAGUCUGGCCUGCGGGCACACAGCCCUGCGCAACCCUCCGCUGUUGACAGCCCUGUCCCGCUCACC
This is a messenger RNA of Phacochoerus africanus (Common warthog), 4579 nucleotides long. Its product is annotated as cat eye syndrome critical region protein 2. Gene Ontology annotation, cellular component: CERF complex. The transcript has 18 exons. Gene Ontology annotation, biological process: chromatin remodeling. Lineage: Eukaryota; Metazoa; Chordata; Mammalia; Artiodactyla; Suidae. Gene Ontology annotation, molecular function: protein binding. The record is from RefSeq and is a predicted model, not a curated record. The coding region runs from base 233 to 4093 and encodes 1286 amino acids.